GUGAUUUCUUGUUGCCUCUUAUAUCAAGUGUAGCUUCAAAAUAUUUACUCCAGACAUUUUUGAGUUUUACCCAUUUCUACAGCACCGAAGUGGGUGGCACCUCUACACAUAAGGAUCGAGAACUACAAUGUCGGUUGAUACAAACAGUAUUUACAGUUGUAAUGGGAAAUGCCUUGUUCUCACUAGUGCUGCUCUCAAUUGAUCGGUACAUUAGUGUAAAAUAUCCUCUGCAGUACACUAACAUCAUGAACGUGAAAAAGACAAUGUGGAUGGUUUUUCUAACCUGGAUAUUCUGCUUAGCCAUGGGUUCUACCAUAUACUCGUCGUUAUAUUUAAGGAAAAACCACAUCUGUACAUUUGUGUUUACUUUGGACCGAGUUUAUCAGACUGUUGUUCUGAUAAUUGUAUUGUCAACUCUUAUAACAGUAUUCUGCGUCAACAGGAAAAUAUUAAGAAAGUUCUAUAUCCAGAAGAAAUAUCUGGAAGCAAUGAAGGACCCACAGACAGCUACAGAGAGACUACGACGGAUUGGUGUAGAUGCAAAGUUCUCUGCUACGAGAGCUUAUAUCAUUCCUUUAUCACUUGAUCAACCUAUUUUCCCACAGGGCCCCGUAGAUACUAAGAAAUUCAAGAUAACCAAUGAAAAAGGAAAUUGCAAACUUUUUACUAAAUACACAAAGAAAAAACGAAACACUUUAAGUCAGAGCAUUUCCUUUCAUGUGAAGUAUGUUCAAUCUUCAAGAUAUAUCCUAGUUAUCCUGAUAGCUUUCUGUAUCUUCCACUCCCCCAUGUUCAUGUACCACUCUCUAGUAGCGGUCAGAUUGUACACAGGAUACUAUGAUGAUAUACAUGCUGGAGAAUGUGAUCUUAACGCCAACUUAACACAACCGUUCCAUUGGUCAGAAGACCAGGAUUACUACCUGGGAGAUUGCCUGAGGUUGAUGGUGUACGAAUCAGCUGAUUCUGGUCUAAUCUGUACACUGCCAGACACAGUUAACUUGCAAUCUUCUCACUUCUGCCAAGUUAUCCAUCAGGCUAUGGAUGAACUACAUGCCCUUGCUCGAACUGUAAUAUUCUACAGAAUUGGCAUUUUCAACUCAGUCGUCAACCCUGUUCUAUAUUCUAUAUGGUUUAGACAAUUCAGAGAAGGCGUUUCCCGCUUAUUCUCUUCCCCGAGAUUAAUAUCGAGAAUAAAAACAAACAAAUGAAAUCAUAAAAAGUUUAAAAAUUUAAAAAGUAUUAAUUUUGUUUUUCU
Molecule: messenger RNA, 1255 nt
Organism: Eurytemora carolleeae
Lineage: Eukaryota; Metazoa; Arthropoda; Copepoda; Calanoida; Temoridae
Exons: 17
Coding region: 162-1208 (348 amino acids)
Biological process (GO): G protein-coupled receptor signaling pathway
Cellular component (GO): membrane
Molecular function (GO): G protein-coupled receptor activity
Source: RefSeq, a predicted model, not a curated record